UCGCUGGGAGCCCGCAGGAGGAGCUCUGGGGCAUGGAGGGGAAGGAGAGGUGAGGAGAGCCGGCCCCCGCACGCCCUGCCCCACACCGCACCUUGGAGCAUCCAGCCUGAGGGGGACCAGCGAUGCCUCUGGGGAUGAAUAAGCAUGGAUCUCGCUCUACUACCUCUUUGCCUCCGGACCCCACGGAGAUCGUCAGGAGCAAGGCCUGCUCCCGCAGGGUCAAGCUCAAUGUGGGGGGGCUGGCCCACGAGGUUCUCUGGCGGACCUUGGACAGGUUGCCACGGACCAGGCUGGGUAAGCUUAGAGACUGCAACACACACGACUCCCUCAUGGAGAUCUGUGAUGACUACAACCUGGAGGAGAAUGAGUACUUCUUUGACAGGCACCCGGGGGCAUUCACCUCAAUCUUGAACUUCUACCGUACUGGCAAGCUGCACAUGAUGGAGGAGAUGUGCGCCUUGUCCUUCAGCCAAGAGCUGGACUACUGGGGGGUGGAUGAGAUCUACCUGGAGUCCUGCUGCCAGGCCCGCUACCAUCAGAAGAAGGAGCAGAUGAAUGAGGAGCUGAAAAGAGAAGCUGAGACAUUGAGGGAAAGGGAAGGGGAGGAAUUUGAUAACACUUGCUGCGCUGACAAAAGGAAAAAGCUCUGGGACCUCCUGGAGAAGCCCAACUCCUCCGUAGCGGCCAAGAUUUUGGCAAUCAUUUCCAUCAUGUUUAUUGUACUAUCUACAAUUGCCUUGUCCCUAAACACACUUCCUGAAUUACAAGGCAUGGAUGAAUUUGGGCAGACGACAGAUAAUCCUCAACUUGCCCAUGUGGAAGCAGUGUGCAUUGCAUGGUUUACAAUGGAAUACCUCUUGCGGUUCCUAUCCUCGCCUAAGAAAUGGAAGUUUUUCAAAGGCCCACUGAAUGCUAUUGAUUUGCUAGCUAUCCUACCAUACUAUGUCACUAUCUUUCUCACAGAAUCCAAUAAAAGUGUACUUCAGUUCCAAAAUGUACGACGAGUGGUCCAAAUAUUUCGGAUUAUGAGGAUACUCCGGAUUCUAAAGCUUGCCCGGCACUCAACGGGUUUACAAUCCUUGGGGUUUACACUGAGGAGAAGUUACAAUGAGCUUGGCUUACUCAUCUUGUUUUUGGCCAUGGGCAUUAUGAUCUUUUCCAGCUUAGUGUUUUUUGCAGAAAAAGAUGAGGACGAUACAAAAUUCAAGAGCAUCCCAGCUUCCUUCUGGUGGGCAACAAUCACCAUGACAACAGUAGGCUAUGGAGAUAUCUACCCCAAAACACUUUUAGGUAAAAUAGUAGGAGGACUGUGCUGCAUUGCUGGAGUGCUGGUGAUUGCUCUUCCUAUCCCAAUUAUUGUCAAUAACUUCUCUGAGUUCUACAAAGAGCAGAAGAGGCAAGAGAAAGCCAUUAAGCGCAGAGAAGCUCUUGAAAGGGCCAAAAGGAAUGGUAGUAUCGUCUCCAUGAACAUGAAGGAUGCAUUUGCCCGUAGUAUAGAACUUAUGGACAUUGUGGUUGAAAAGAAUGGAGAAAGCAUAGCCAAAAAGGAUAAAGUUCAGGACAAUCAUUUAUCUCCCAACAAGUGGAAAUGGACCAAGAGAACACUCUCUGAAACUAGCUCUAGUAAAUCUUUUGAAACUAAAGAACAAGGAUCUCCAGAAAAAGCUAGGUCGUCUUCAAGCCCCCAGCACCUGAAUGUCCAACAGCUAGAAGACAUGUAUAACAAAAUGGCAAAGACUCAGUCACAGCCAAACCUUAACACUAAAGAGUCAAGUCAACCUGGAAAGCAAAAGGAAGAGCUAGAAAUGGAGACCCUUCCCGGCCCUAUGGUGCCCUUGCUGACAACUCGCACCGAUGGGAUCAUUGACAUGAGGAGUAUGUCCAGUAUUGACAGCUUCAUAAGUUGUGCUGCAGAGUUCCCUGACUCUGGGAGGUUUUCCCACAGCCCACUCGCUACACUUCCCUGCAAAGGUGGCGUUAAUGUGAUUCAGGAGCAGAGCAGAGCAGAAGGGAGUAGUGCCAGAUUUGCAGAAAUAAGCUCUGAAGGCAGCCACCGUUCUGCUUUUUUCAUAGAAAGUCCAAAAAGCUCCAUAAAGGCCAGUAACCCUUUAAAACUAAGAUCUCUGAAAGUCAACUUCAUGGAGGAGGAUGCCAGCACAUUAGUACCAGCGUCAAAUGUCCUGAGAAUAUAUCCAGACACUCUCAAGAGCAGGGGAGCUGCUUCUGCCACUGUCACAGAUACUUCUUUACUCUCUGACAGAUCUCUCAUGAGCCCAGAAACCUCCAUCUACACAACUGCAAGUGCAAGAACACCUCCAAAGUCACCAGAGACACAGACAGCCAUAGCUUUCAACUUCCAUGAUGCCGGCAUUCACAAAUACAUAGAUGCUGACACUGAUGACGAAGGUCAGCUGCUUUAUGAUUCAAGUCCUCCUGGAAAUGUGAGUCCUAAGUACAAUGUUACAAACAUUGGUUAUCUAAAGCAAAAGGACAAUGUUUAUAGAACAGAGAAGAACCAUCUAGAAGCUGCUGCUUUACCCACCUCCCCUAAGCUAAUAGGGCAAAACUGCAUUUAUUCUAUGGAAGGUAUCACUGGAAGAACCCAGGGCAAUCAGGAGACUGUCAGACUAGAAAAUCACAUUUCCCCAGAAGUCCACGUAUUACCAGGCAGUGGAGGACAUGCUAACACACAUGAUCAAAGCAUCUGAACAGGCUCCAAGAUAACUUACUGAAAGUUUAAGGGAAUGUCCAUACAGUCAACUCAAAAACAAAAAAGGAAAAACAAAAAACAAAAAACAAAAAACAAACAAACAAAAAAGAGCUUCUGCAUGGCAUGAACUUGGCUGAAACAAGCCAUCUGUUUCUAAAAGUCUGAGGGGAGGUCCAGUGUGGGUUUGUGAAAAUGUCCUUCUCUGAAACAACUCUAAAGACAUUGCCCACAUCAGUCAAAAAUAAGGAUUGCAAAUCAUGAUCACACAUUGAUCUCCUUUCAUGUUGUCCAGUGAAGCCAAUGUGACCAAAUAUCCAUCCAUUCCCCUUGAACGCUAGAGCUCCUUUUGGAAAUAUUAACACCUGAUUUGCGUUAGUUCCAUAAAGGAUGCCAAGGCAGCCAGAUAUGAACUCUGGAAUAAUUUGCUGGGGUUGGUAUAAAGCUAUCUAAAACACAAUGCUCUCUGCUUCAGGGCAGCUGUUCCUCAUCUACAGCUUUCUCUGAUGGAUAUUAUGUCUAAAGGUAACAGGGAACACUUGCAUUAUUAGAAAAAUCCAAGUGAAAACCAUUUAAAAUAAAUAGCGGUCUAGAGAAACCAGUUAUUAAAAUGCUCUGUGUGUGUUUAACAAUACUAUAUCCUGUAGGACCUGACGUUUUCUUUUGAAACAUCAGCAGGGUGAGUUGCACCACUUGUAUCUAACUCCAAACACCCCUUAGGACGUAGUGAAACUCGCACUUACCCUCUGCUAAAAUUAAAAGCUGCCCUUGGGCCAGCACAUGGCCCUUGGGGCACACACAGCCCAUGCUGGGAAGGUGUGAAGGAGCCAUGCAGAAGCAGGGAUCUCCGGCAGCAUCACAGCCCCCUUCCUGCAGCUGGGGAGCGUGGGGUUAGAAGGGGAGCUCAGCUCCUCUCUGGGCUCCUGGCUGCACCAUGGCAGCUCCCGGCCCUACAGGGAUGGCCGAGUGCAGUAGCUGGCCCUAGGUUUGGUCCGAGCAUGGCCGGCUCCUCGGUCCUACCCUUCCCGCCCGCGCCCUGACUUCAGGCAUCAGCUGAAGUCUCGCCCUUGGCGUAGGAGAGGAACCAGUUGGUCUGAAGCUUUUCGCGCCCACGUGGCGUGGUGAAAGAUAUGCAAGCAUUACAUAAAUAUGCAAAAAGAGGGAUUCUUUAGCUACCCGCCCCGGGCCUGGUUGUGCUCUCUCUUGUCAGGAGGUUGGGUGGGAGCAUCUCCUGUCGUGUUGGUGCAUCCAGCACCGCAGGGAGAUUGCCAGAGACAGCAGGACCAGGCCUGAUGUUUUAAUAGCAUCCACUCAUUUUUAAGUGAAAGAAGAAAAAAAUAAUACAAAAAAAUAAUAAAAAAAAAAAGAUUUGACCAUUUUAAGUGAACAGAACUAGCAGCCACCAGCCUAGGUUUUUAAAAUAUUAUUGUUUCAAUAAAGUUCUGUCAAAUUGUGUAGGAAAUAAUUUGUCUUUGGUUUUUAAUACUGGGGGGGAAAAGCACUUUACGUUGACUUUUUGUUGUUGUUGCAAUGCUGGAGUAGGAUAGCAGAGUGUAACAAUCAAGCACUUUAAUCAAGCACUAUUUUAAUUUGUGCCUCCUGUCGUGACUGUGAUUUGUUACACACCGGUAGCAAGUCACAACCUGUCCUGUGAUAACUGUGAUGGUAAUCUUUUAUGUUGUUAUCUGUUUCUACUGUAAAACUCAGUUGUAAAUAACUCUGUCAAUAAGUGUUUCCUGACCUAUUUUGGAGCACCUGCCGGGGCGUGUAGCUAUCUGCAUGCAACAGGUCUUGGGGCGUGCAGAGGCACAGGACUCGGGAGCGGAGGCGCACGCUGGAGGAAGACUAUAACCAUGCGAGCCCACUGCGUUUUGUCCCUUCCCCUUGUGAAAAAGCUGUUGGUUGGUCCUGAAUGUAACUGUCUGUCCGUCCGAGCUGUACAGUACUUCUGUCUGUAAUCCAUAAUAGUGAAUGCAGCAUGUACGGACAAAAGCAAUAAGCACAUAUCUGUUUUAGGAACUGUUAUGGGUUACGAUGAUAGCUUUGCUAGGUCUCUCCGUGGCACAAACCCUCAUGCAUGCUGGAGCGGUUGUCCCACUGGGCUCCUGGCGGUGGGAUGCAGCCCGAGGCACUGCUCACGCGUCCUCCUUGCCUCCUGCAAGGACAGGCCCUAGGGAAUGCGCAAGUGAGACCUGAGCCACCACCUCAUGAAUUCGCCCGCUGGCAGUGGAAGAGGCCUCAUGUCAUGCAGAGAAUUACGUGGGAGGUACUCAAACUCAGUGAGUUGCUCGAACUCGGUGCGAGCAAACUGUGCUCUCCAGGGUAUUUACACAGGGCCAAUUCCUGAGGUUCCUCAGCUUUUGCUCUGUCUUCACUCAGUCAAAACCACCAUUCCUCCAAAUGGGCUCUUUGCCUGGUGAAGGACUUUAGGAUUUGGCCAUAGUAAAUACAAGUGUACUUAAAGGAACUGACGUAUUGCUAGUUAAGAUUGAGUCGUUAUGAAGAAGUAAAGUGACUUUCCAGCAGAUAAGCUUUAAAUACUGAUUUAUUCUAUGGCUUUCCAAGGCCAUGGACUGGCAAUGAGAAAUUUUAACGAGAACAGUCUUAACAUAACCUCUAUGUUUCAGUGAUCAUUCAUGUCUGCCAUCAGCACAAAUGUAAAAAGAAAAAAAAAAAAAUCAGGGACAAUUUUUUUGAUAAAGUAAGUAAUAGUGAUUUCCAAGCUAAAUAUUUUUAGAGCUGAUGCUUUCAUGUGGAAAAAAGUCAUAUUUUACAUAUCACAAAAGUGAGCAUAUUUAAAUAUAGCCAUAUAGUGUAGUAUUUACCACACUUUCAUCCAAAUUGAUGUAUUUGGUUUAUAGAUGGCACUGACAAAAAUGUAUAGAUCAACGAUUCUAUCAUUUUUAACUGAUAAUCAACUGGUGCAACUCUCCUUGUAACCAAAGGCCCUCUGUUUGCCUUGUGUGUUUACUUACAACACAUAUCUUAUAUCAUCUAUUUAGUCCUACCUUUAAAGUAGCAUUUUAUUGAGUCACUUUUGAAAGUCAAAUUCAAAAGUAUCAUUAAAAAUCUACCUUUUAAGUCUGAAUAGCCAAAGUCCUAUAGAUUUCUUAUA
Molecule: messenger RNA, 5822 nt
Organism: Lagopus leucura (white-tailed ptarmigan)
Lineage: Eukaryota; Metazoa; Chordata; Aves; Galliformes; Phasianidae
Gene: KCNB1
Product: potassium voltage-gated channel subfamily B member 1
Exons: 3
Coding region: 123-2708 (861 amino acids)
Biological process (GO): potassium ion transmembrane transport; protein homooligomerization
Cellular component (GO): voltage-gated potassium channel complex; membrane
Molecular function (GO): delayed rectifier potassium channel activity; protein binding
Source: RefSeq, a predicted model, not a curated record